AUGGCUUCAGUUCCUCGCAAGUUAUGGGAACACCCAGACCCGGAUUCGACCAAGAUGGGUCAAUUUCGGCGACAGCUGGAGAAGUCAACUGGCCAGAAAUUGGAGUCCUUCCAUGACAUGUAUCUCUAUUCCGUGAACAACAGGUCUCAAUUCUGGGACUUUUGCUGGAAAUCUUUCCGACUCAUUCACGAGGGAUCCUACACCCAAGUGGUGGACGAAUCUGCCCGCAUGGAUACCAUACCGGCAUGGUUUGAAGGGAUCCGGUUGAAUUUUGCAGAAAAUUUACUCUUCUCCCAAGCUGUCGGAGAUACGACUGGAAAGGAAGAUGGCAAGAUUGCCGUGACCGAAGUCAGAGAAGGCGCGGCACAUGAAUCGGUCCAGGUGACUUGGGGAGAGCUGAGACGUCGCACUGGAGUCUUGAUCCAAGCGAUGAAGGCCAAUGGUGUCGUCCGAGGAGAUCGGAUUGCUAUUUGUGCGGCCAAUAGCAUCGACACGUUACUUGUAUUCCUGGCGUCGACUGCUUUGGGUGCGAUCUUCUCAUCCAGCUCGACAGAUAUGGGCGUCAAGGGCAUCUUAGACCGCUUACUCCAGAUUAAGCCUCGUUUCCUUUUCAUGGACGACUGUGCGGUGUACAAUGGGAAGACCGUUGAUUUGCGACCAAAGAUCCGAGACAUAGUCCAAGGCAUGGAGUCCAUUUCCGAAUUCCAGGGUGUCAUCUCGCAGCCCCGGUUCUCUGCGAAGCCAGCGGAUAUAACUUCCAUACCACGAACCCACACUUUGAGCAGCUAUAUCUCAAAAAGAAGAGGUGACAAGCUGGAGUUUGAAAGAGUCUCCUUCAAGGAUCCAUUCCUGAUUGCCUAUAGCAGUGGGACUACCGGUCAGCCGAAGUGUAUAGUUCAUUCGGUGGGAGGAGUGCUUAUCAACGCAUCCAAAGAAGGCGGCUUGCACAGUGAACUGGGGCCUGACAGUGUCUGCUUACAAUACACGACUACCGGUUGGAUUAUGUACAUGUCGUGUGUCCAGACUCUUCUCUUCGGGUCAAGAGUUGUGCUCUACGAUGGAAGUCCAUUUGUCCCCGACGUCACAGCCCUGGUCCGUCUGGCGGCACAAGAGAAAGUGACCCAUCUUGGCAUAUCUCCUCGGUGGAUGCAUGAGCUCAAGAUGGCUAAGAUCAAACCUCGAGAUUUGGUCGAUCUAUCUCAUCUGCAAGUCGUGACUAGCACUGGAAUGGUCCUGCGGGAGGAGUUAUUCGAGUGGUUCUACGAUGAAGGCUUCCCUUCGAUUGCUCGCCUGAACAACAUUUCUGGUGGUACUGAUAUUGCGGGUUGUUUUGGAUCCGGUAAUCCACUGGUUCCUGUCUAUGUAGGCGGGUGUGCUGAACGCAGCCUGGGGGUUCCUGUGGAGGUUUAUGAUUCUACGAUCGAAGGAGGCGACGGUAUCAAAGGAACCCGAGUAGAGAAAGGAGUACCUGGUGAACUAGUUGCCACAGCUGCCUUCCCCAAUAUGCCAGUGAAGUUUUGGGGUGAUGAGAGUGGAAUCAAGUAUCGAAACUCUUAUUUCGCCAAGUUUGACAAUGUGUGGGUUCAUGGAGACUUUGUUUCUAUUCAUCCGAUCACCCAUCAGCUGAUGUUCCAUGGUCGCGCUGAUGGGGUGCUCAAUCCCUCGGGUGUGCGGUUUGGAAGCGCCGAGAUCUACAGAGUUAUUGAAGCCCUGUUUGCCAAUGAGAUUGCGGAUUCCAUUUGCGUGGGGCAGAAGAGGCCCACUGAUAUUGAUGAGCGGGUCGUUCUGUUCCUGCUCAUGAAACCAGGUGUGGCCUUCUCACCCGACCUGGUGGGUAGAGUGAAGACUGCGAUUCGCUCCGAGCUCAGCCCCCGCCAUGUGCCUAGCUUCAUUUGGGAAACACCUGAGAUCCCAACCACCGUCAAUCUCAAGAAGGUCGAACUACCGGUGAAGCAGAUAGUAUCAGGGAAGCGGGUCAAGCCCAGUGGGACUCUAUUGAAUCCAGGCAGCCUGGAAUUCUACUAUCAGUUUGCCGAAGCCGAAGCUCGUGAGAGCAAGCUCUGA
Messenger RNA from Penicillium nucicola, 2064 nucleotides. RefSeq names its product acetoacetyl-CoA synthase. The transcript is spliced from 3 exons. Gene Ontology annotation, biological process: lipid metabolic process. NCBI's taxonomy places the organism in Eukaryota, Fungi, Ascomycota, Eurotiomycetes, Eurotiales, Aspergillaceae. The record is from RefSeq and is a predicted model, not a curated record. Gene Ontology annotation, cellular component: cytosol. Gene Ontology annotation, molecular function: acetoacetate-CoA ligase activity. Bases 1 to 2064 code for a protein of 687 amino acids.